AGCUAAAGCUCGUUGUAGUGGAGGCCAGCCAAGUCAGUCAGGUGGGGUUGGCCGUCCACCUAAGCUACGCCUCGCCUAACCACGAUCCGUCAACAUCGCAAGCUACCCGCCCUUCUGCUCCUCGUCCACCCGCGCCACCUCCAAAUUCAGCUGUCGUCGCGGCUCGCCAAUGACCAGCGCUUCACCAUGAGCUACUACUUUGCCAUUGUCGGCACCCAGGACAACCCGCUGUUCGAGUACGAGUUCGGCACCUCCAAACAGGGCGGCGAUGGCCAGUCCAAGUUCACCGACUCGGUGCGCCACCUGAACCAGAUUGUGAUGCACUCGAGCCUAGAUAUCGCCGAGGAAGUGCAGUGGUCCCACGGACAAAUGUACCUCAAGUGCAUCGACAAGUUCUUCAACAACUACAUAUCGUGUUUCGUCACCGGGGCAGGCGUCAAGUUCCUCCUCCUACACCAGCCCAUCGUCCCGACCGCAGCGAACCCGAGCCGAACAUCCACAGCCAUCGGCGCCAACCCGACGAGCGCGGCCACCGAGGAGGCCAUCAAGAUGUUCUUUACAGAAGUCUACGAGAACUGGGUCAAAGCCAUCAUGAGCCCCUUUUACAAGACCAACAUGGAAGUCAAGAGUCCCGUGUUUCAAGCUAGAGUCGCGGCGGCCGGACGCAAAUACCUGUGAUUUUUCUUUGGUUCUACGGUGUACAGGCGCAAAGGGGCAAAUUACCAUUUUUAAUCAAUCAAAAAUAGACAACAUUCUCAAGGCAUUAUUCACAUUGACAGGACAUAAAUGUUUAGGUUGAUCAUGUUGUUUGUUUCAUUUCAAAUAAGAGAGGUCGUCUACCGCGACGCCUACUAUAGUCUUUCAUAACCCCAGAGAACGCCAAAAGCACAGUAAAAAGUUUCUUGUCAAAAUACACGUGGAAUCCACCACAGUCGCCUUAUACCCGUAGAAGAAAAGAGACAUUUAACCACCGAAACCGUAGAGGGUACGGCCCUGGCGCUUGAGAGCGUAGACAACGUCGAGCGAGGUGACGGUCUUGCGCUUGGCGUGCUCAGUGUAGGUGACGGCAUCACGGAUGACGCCCUCAAGGAAAGAACGGAGAACAGUGCGGGUCUCCUCGUAGAUCAUGGCAGAAAUACGCUUGACACCACCACGACGAGCGAGACGGCGGAUAGCGGGCUUGGUGAUACCCUGAAUGUUGUCACGAAGAAUCUUGCGGUGACGCUUAGCACCGCCCUUGCCGAGGCCCUUGCCGCCCUUGCCGCCUAUUGUAAAUAGUCAGUACAUUGUACUUCAUUGUAUAAUAGAAGAUUCCUUGAUGGAUAAGACGCGAUGACCCUGGUUGUUGAUGAUGCAAGAUGUUCCGGAACCACCUUGCAUAAUCGUUCCAUGAUCUCCGAUCCAUUUCAUCGCGAUCCAUCCAAACAAUAAAAUAAUUUAAAAUAGUACUUACGUCCAGACAUGAUGAAGUGUGUGAAAGGAAAAGUGUGUGUUGUUGUUGUAGAUGUAUCGGUGACGAUACAAAGAGGCAAGUAAAUAAAUGUAAACACGCGGGUAAUAUGCAAAAAGAACGCAGAAUGCGGGGGUGCGGGCGCUCGAAGCAAUAAAUACGUGUGCGCAAUCAGCUGGCGCGCGGACGCGAUCAGUAGCC
Molecule: messenger RNA, 1651 nt
Organism: [Torrubiella] hemipterigena
Lineage: Eukaryota; Fungi; Ascomycota; Sordariomycetes; Hypocreales; Clavicipitaceae
Source: the annotation of a GenBank genome assembly